AGUUCCUGUUUGGGAGUAUAAAUAAGAAGUUUUAAGACCAAAGUUUGAGCUGUGUGGUAUUCCCAAUGCGAAGGAUCAAAGUGGCUUAAAGGUUCUUGGUUGCACUGACUUGACGGUCUCAAGUUAAUGUUUUCAUCCCUUCAUUAGACAACAUGGCAGAACGCUUACUCAGUGCUUUACUGCUUAUCUUGGUUCUGGGAUUGGAGCAGGGAUCCUCUUCUGUUCUAAAUAACCAAGACCGAUUUGAAGGAGACACCCACACUACCCCAGACGUGGUGGAUGACCUUGCCGAAAUGAAUGACCUGGACAUGGAACAGGUGCAAGAAAGCGAGCCGACCGAUGUUUGCAAACAAAUAAAAGAUGAAUUCAAAGCCGUGGCGAACAAAUCCAUGGCUGAAGCCAAAAGCGAAAAACCUGAUAGCUUACUAAAACAGAGAAAGGCAGAAUAUACAUUUUGUCCGACAAAAAACUUUCAGAUACUACAACAUGGUAAAAAAUCAGAGGCGGACGACUCGAAAGUGCUUAGGGCUUUACAGGACGAAGCUUGUGUCAUUAGUGCCAUUCGAGACAUUUGUGAGAAAAAAAAUGUUUUGCACCUUUUAAAAAUAACUGCAAGUGGGGAGGAGAGAAUAACCAUCUGCAGGAGAAAGGUUCUUCAGUGUUUACAACCGCGACAAUUACGGCACGCGGAAUGUCGAAAUCAGUCUAAGGAGGAGGCCCGUUUUAGAACAAUUCAUGGAACUUGCAAUAAUGUGCGACAACCCUUAUUUGGAGCAGCCCCUACUCCCUUCAAACGACUACAACUUGCUGAUUAUGCAAAUCAGGUCUCGACACCUCGUGAGGCACUAAAUGGAAGCAAGUUACCCAACGCGAGAAACGUGAGUCGUUUCGUCCUUGCCUUCAAUGCAGACCGCCAAAACCCUGAUUCUCCAACGCUGACACACUUGGCCAUGAAUUGGGGUCAGUUCCUGGACCAUGACGUAACGCUGGCGGAAGAACAAAAAAUUAACUGUGAAGCCCCAAACUCCACUAACCCAGAGUGUUUCAACAUUGAGGUUCCGUCCGAUGAUUACGUCUUCCGGAAGAGGGGUGUUUCAUUCUUCAAGGUGAUUCGAGAUGCUCCCGAUCAAUUUAAAACAGAGUGUUCACCAGGACCAAGAGAGCACACCAAUACGAUAACAGCUUUCAUCGACGCGUCCAACGUUUACGGCUCUGACGAUGAGGAGGCUGAACACCUUCGAGCCCCCGAUGGGAGAAUGAGAAUUAUGAAACCUCUAUACGGCUGCCCUUUGGGGGAUCUUUUACCAGCAGAAACAGAUACUGAGGUGCCGUGCGUAUCAAGAGAUCCUAACAGACCUUGUUUCGAUGCCGGAGACGAAAGAGUGAACGAGAAUCAAGGUCUCAUGUCAGUUCAUACUCUGUUCGUCCGGGAACACAACCGAAUAGCAGAUUUUUUUGGUAAAAACACAGAUUGGGAAGCAGAGCAGAUUUACCAGGAGACCAGGAGAAUUGUCGGGGCGGAAUUACAAUUCAUUACAUACAACGAAGAUCUGCCAUUGCUUCUUAGCCCCAAAACGAUCAGAGAAAAUAAUCUCUCUCUGCUGAAAGGAAGAAGGUAUUUCAAAGGUUACAACCCCGAUGUCAAUGCCCAGAUGUCCCAAGCCUUCUCUGCGGCUGCUUACCGAUUUGGCCAUAGUUUGGUUCAAGAGGAAUUUUUACGUUUUACUCAAGACGGCUUUGAACACAAAUGCAGCAGUGAUUCUAAGUCAGAGUAUCCUUCCAUCCCCGUACUGGACUUUGGUAAUCCAACCUACCUUUAUGACAAGUGUAGUGGUGGUGUCGAUUCCAUCUUUAGAGGCUUAGUGAAGAGUCCCGCAGCCAAAGUUGAUGGGCUCUUUUCCAAGUCUGUACAAGAAAAUCUGUUUCGAGGCCCCGGUGACUUGUCUGACCUCAUAGCCAUCAACAUCCAAAGAGGACGCGAACGCGGUGUGCCUUCAUACACGACAUAUCGAAACGAGUUUUGUAAAAUUACACCAAAAGUAGGCAAGUUCGAAGAUCUGGAAAAUGCUGGCAUUGGCAAAAAAGAUAUAAAUAAUUUGAGGUCCCAGUACCAGUCUGUCCAGGACAUCGAUCUUUUUGUUGGAGGAAUGAUGGAACGUGCAGAUCCGGAGGGGGGUGUAUUGGGGAAAACCUUUCAAUGUCUAAUAGCCGAGCAGUUCAAACGCCUACGAGAGGGUGAGCGCUUCUGGCAUGAAAAUGCGCCCAACGGAAUACUAAACACGACAAAAACAGCUUUCACGCAAUGCCAACUGCAAGAAAUAAGAAGAGUAACAUUGGCCAAGAUAAUCUGCGACAAUGCUGAGAACAUCCCUUCUAUUCCCAGGAGGGUAUUGCAACAGUCAAAGAUAUUCGUCGAAUGUUAUAAGCUGCCCGAAAUGGACCUGAAUGUGUUUAAACCAGGUUUCAGAUGUCGUGGGACAAGAGCCAAGAGUGACGCCCCAGAGGAUGAAACUGACGAAAUUGACACUCAAGAGGAUGAAAUUGACGAAGAAUUUACUGAAUAAUCCAUCUACGAAAAUGAAAUAAUUCAUUGGCUUCUUGGCUCCGAUUCGAGGAUUUGUACUUUGUUAGAAAACAGUUUAGGUUAAGUCUACUAGUAUAUAAUUUUUGAAUUUAUUUGCGCAGGAAGUAGAGAGUGGUUUGAGGAAAACUGAUUAAAAUUCUUGCAAUGCAAUAGGAUAAUGUGCACGGAUAAGCCUGUCUGCGAAACUUAACACUUCUUUGUAAUUGACUCUGCUGUUUUCAAACUCACAGGGGAUGGUGCCCUUAUUUUUACCAGUCUUAGCCUAAAAGAUUUUGCCAUUGGUAGAUCUGAGAGGCAUUAAGCUGUUGUUAUUGUUGCUGUUGCUCGUAGUUUUUAUGUAGAGAGGUUUCAUUACACAAAACUAUUUAGGUCAAUCAUUUUGGAAGCUCGCCGUAUUUCUAUUUAGAUAUCAAUACAAAAAACUUCACUGAGGCAUCAAUCAGUGUCACGUUAUUGACUAUGAACAUCUAAAUGCACAGCUGAUCACUUUUCAAGUAGACGCCCCUGAGUCUAAAUUCACCAGCUUUAUGACCCAGCUCUCUUAGUGGCUUAACCACUACACCAUAGCAUCAGUUAGUCAACCAGACGAUUUGACGAGACGCUGCCCUGUAUCUGCGUUUUUUUUUUUUGUUUUCUUUUAAUCUCAUUAACGCGUAAAUUGAUGUUUACGUUUUGCGCAAACAACCAACGACGUGCAACACUCAAAUCCCCGCUAAUGAGCAACGUAAAACAUCCAUAAACUUCUAAAGGUUCGUCAUAGAUAUAUUUUUGAUGUACAUUUGGUAUUAUCUAACAACUCUAAAACACGAUUUCUACCAAUUCAUUCAUAAAACUAAUCAACCAGACGGUUUGACGAGGCGCUACCGUGUAUCUGCGUUUUUUUUGUUKUCUUUUAAUCUCAUGAACGCGUAAAUUGAUGUUUACGUUUUGCGCAAACAACUAACGACCUGCAACACUCAAAUCACUGCUACUUAGCAACAUAAAGCAUCCACAAACUUCUAAAAGUUUCAUCAUAAAUAAUAUUUUGACGUUCAGUUGGUAUUAUUUUACAGCUCUAAAACAUGAUUCCUGCCAAUUCAUGAAUAGAACUAAUCAAUCAGAUGAUUUAACGAGGCGCUAUCAUGUAUCUGCGUUUUUUGUUUUCUUUUAAUCUCAUGGACGCGUAAAUUGAUGUUUACGUUUUACACAAACACCUAACGACCUGCAACACCAAACCACUGCUAUUUAGAAACGGAUAGCAUCCGUAAACUUUUAAAAGGUUCAUUAUGAAUCAUUUUUUUGAUGUUCAUUUGGUAUUAGCUUACAGGGCUCUCCUUCCAGCUCUUAUGGAACGUCAAGUAAUCGAACAAUUAUGCGUAGAAUCAGUUUUUCAAAAUUAUCCUUUUUGUGUUAGGUGAUCAUUUGAUCGGAUUAAUUUUUUUAGGAAGCAGUCAUUUCCAUAGUUUUUUAUGCUGGAGAAUUUGUGAUUUUCUCAAACCCUUGUCCAAUUUCUAGAGUAUACUUAAGUGCGUAAAAGAUUUCGUAAGGCAAUCUUUCAAUAAACCGUGGUCAGUUA
Messenger RNA from Stylophora pistillata, 4139 nucleotides. RefSeq names its product salivary peroxidase/catechol oxidase. The record is from RefSeq and is a predicted model, not a curated record. Gene Ontology annotation, biological process: response to oxidative stress. NCBI's taxonomy places the organism in Eukaryota, Metazoa, Cnidaria, Anthozoa, Scleractinia, Pocilloporidae. Gene Ontology annotation, molecular function: heme binding; peroxidase activity.